AUGAGGAUCAGGAGCAAGUACAAGAAACCGACGGCUUUACGUUGUUGCGAUGCAGGGGGGAGGUGUUCUACUUUGGUUUUUGUGUUGAGUUUGUUAGGGUGUCUUCUUUUGCUUCAAUUAUAUUCCUAUGUUCAUCAGACGGAGAGACACGGUGGCGAGACUCAUCUGCGUGCCUUUCAGCGUCAUCCGCAGUUUCGUGAACUUCAAGAAGCGGAAGAGGAAAACCUUAAUGUUCCGCCGCCGAAGGGAAAGAGGUCGCCUCGAGCAGUGAAGCGCAGACCGAAAAGGACAACUACGUUGAUUGAUGAAUUCUUGGAUGAAAAUUCCCAAAUGAGACAUGUGUUUUUUCCUGGUCGUAAAAGAGCUAUAGAUCCAAUGCAGGCGGUUGAGAAUGACAAGUAUCAGUACUACCCUGGGAGAAUGUGGUUGGAUACAGAUGGUCAUCCUAUUCAAGCCCAUGGAGGAGGCAUUCUUUAUGAUAAAAACUCAAAGACAUACUAUUGGUAUGGUGAAUAUAAAGAUGGGCCUACCUAUCAUGCUCACAAGAAAGGAGCCGCUCGGGUGGACAUUAUUGGAGUUGGCUGUUAUUCUUCCAAGGAUUUAUGGACCUGGAAACACCAGGGGGUUGUAUUGGCAGCAGAGGAAACAAACGAAACUCAUGAUCUGCACAAGUCUAACGUACUCGAGAGGCCAAAAGUGAUUUACAAUGAGAAGACUGAAAAGUAUGUGAUGUGGAUGCACAUCGAUGAUGCUAACUAUACCAAAGCGUCUGUUGGUGUGGCAAUCAGUGACGCACCUGAUGGUCCUUUUGAUUACCUUGGUAGCCAUAGGCCACAUGGAUACGAAAGCAGGGAUAUGACAGUUUUCAAAGACGAUGACGGCGCUGCAUAUAUAAUCUACUCUUCCGAAGACAACAGUGAACUGCACAUCGGACCCCUAACCGAAGAUUAUCUCAACGUAACGUCUCUCAUGAGAAGGGUUCUUGUUGGACAGCACCGAGAAGCGCCGGCUCUAUUCAAGCAUCAGGGUACAUACUACAUGAUCACAUCAGGUUGCACGGGAUGGGCCCCAAACGAAGCAUUGGCGCAUGCGGCUGAGUCAAUAAUGGGACCUUGGGAAACAAUGGGAAAUCCAUGCAUGGGAGGAAACAAAAUGUUUAGACUAACAACAUUCUUUGCUCAGAGUACUUUUGUGCUUCCUAUUCCUGAUUUCCCUGGAAUGUUCAUCUUCAUGGCGGAUCGAUGGAAUCCGGCUGACUUAAGGGACUCGAGAUAUGUAUGGUUGCCGUUAAUAGUGGCGGGACCGGCGGAUGAGCCUUUGGAAUAUAGUUUUGGAUUCCCAUGGUGGUCAAGAGUGUCUAUCUAUUGGCAUAGGAAAUGGAGAUUGCCUCAAGGGUGCAACCCUUUUCAAAUAAUGUAA
This is a messenger RNA of Lathyrus sativus (Indian pea), 1419 nucleotides long. The record is from the annotation of a GenBank genome assembly. Lineage: Eukaryota; Viridiplantae; Streptophyta; Magnoliopsida; Fabales; Fabaceae.